Messenger RNA from Durusdinium trenchii, 507 nucleotides. Lineage: Eukaryota; Dinophyceae; Suessiales; Symbiodiniaceae. The record is from the annotation of a GenBank genome assembly.
AUGGAACACAACCAGCGCAACAAAAUUGCCACACAGGUUUCUGAAGGGGUGAGCUUCUUGCAUGGCAGGGCGCCACCCUUUGUUCACCGGGACUUGAAAAGCAUGAACGUUGUGAUGGAUUUCGAUCUGAACGCAAAGUUGUGCGACUUCGGCCUUACCCAGUCAAUGGAGAAGACCCACAUCAGUCGUAGAGACAAUGAGGGAGGAUCUCCACGGUAUAUGGCUCCUGAACUCUUCGAUUCGCGAGGAAAGAUCACUGAAAAGGUGGAUGUAUGGGCAUUGGGCUGUUUGGUGGUGGAAGUAAUUUCCAGCAGGUUGCCUCAUGAGGAGUGCACAUCAAUCCAGCAAGUCAUGACGAAGACCCUUGUGGAGAAGCAACUGCCCUUCAAUGACUGGCGCGGAGUCAGCUCCAGUGUGCAGCGAGUUGCUGAACUUUGCUUCAUGUUUCCCCCAGAGAGCCGCACAAGUGCCGCACAUCUCUUGGAGGCAUUACAACGUCUCCGAUAA